AUGCACAAUCAAACUAUCAACGAUAUCGAGAACUCCAUCUCUCUUGAUGACCCUCAAAGUCCACCCUCCAUCCCCGAUGGCCUCAAAGAAGAGGACAGACCCGUCAACUGGCCCUCCUCCAAAAAAUGGUCUAUCGUAGUCAGCACCUCUCUCGCAACCUUUGUCGUCUCCUUCGGCAGCAGCGUCUACUCAGCUGCCAUCCCACACAUCCAAGCCCGAUUCAGCGUCUCACCCGACACCGCCCUACUAGGCAUCACACUCUACGUUAUCGGCUUCGCCCUUGGUCCGAUGGCAUGGGGUCCCGCGUCGGAACUGUACGGCAAGCGACGACCCCUGUUUCUCGGCUACACUGUCUUCUGCAUCUGCCAAAUCCCCUGUGCACUCGCGCAAAACAUGCCUCUACUCUUGGCGUUUCGAUUCCUCUCCGGUCUAGCUGGUUCUUCGAGCCUGGCGAUUCUGGGGGGUAUGUAUGUCGACUUCCUCCGCAGACCUGCGGAGCGAGGAAUUUCCACGGCGGUUUUCAGCGUUGCGACUUUUUGCGGACCGACUGUUGGACCUAUUGUUGGAAAUCUUGCGACACUCAAGCUAGGCUGGCGAUGGACGGCGUGGCUCACUCUGAUAGGAGGUCUCGUCUUUGGGAGCGUCGCGUUUCUGCUGACUCCUGAAACGUCCGAGGUGGUGAUACUGCGCCAAAGAUCUAAGGGGAAUACCUCGGUUACCCCAUCUCGGAUAUAUCGUCCAGAACGGGGUAUAUCGAUAUUUCUACAGAGCUACCUCACAAAGCCAGUCAGGAUGUUUUUGCGUGAGCCAAUACUUAUCUUCUUCACCAUCUACAUGAGCCUCGCUUAUGGAAUUAUAUACCUCACGUUUACUAUGUACCCUUUUGCAUUUGUCACAGUCCGCGGAUGGUCCCGUAUGGACGGAAGUCUUCCGUUUGUUGGGAUGACCAUAGGGGUGAUCCUGGCCUGCAUAGGGAUUGCUCUGCACAGCAUCUACUACAUCCAGCAGAGCCGAGUUCAUGUGCCGGAACGACGUCUGCCGCCCAUGAUUGCCGGGUCCAUCUUCUUAUCCGCAGGCAUAUUCUGGUUCGGCUGGACUUCGAGCACAUCAGUUCAUUGGCUGGCACAAGCUGCUGCUGGGGUCUUCCUUGGUAGCGGCUCCAUCCUGGUCUUGAUGUCUGGCGUGGUCUACCUGAUUGAGGUAUAUCUCGUGCACGCCAAUAGUGCCCUGGCCAUUAAUAAUUUCCUACGUUGUGUGAUAGCGGCUACGUUUCCUUUGUAUGCUACAGACUUGUUAGUGAAUGCGGGGCUGGGUGUUGGUGGCUCGGUUAUUGCCUCCAUCUGUCUCGCCCUCUCACCUGUUGCUUUUCUUUUCUGGCGAUAUGGUCGCACUAUCAGACAGUGGUCAAAGUUUACAGAGGAUUGA
Fusarium oxysporum Fo47 is the source of this 1425-nucleotide messenger RNA. RefSeq names its product major facilitator superfamily domain-containing protein. Gene Ontology annotation, biological process: transmembrane transport. The record is from RefSeq and is a predicted model, not a curated record. Bases 1 to 1425 code for a protein of 474 amino acids. NCBI's taxonomy places the organism in Eukaryota, Fungi, Ascomycota, Sordariomycetes, Hypocreales, Nectriaceae. The transcript is spliced from 3 exons. Gene Ontology annotation, molecular function: transmembrane transporter activity.